Necator americanus (New World hookworm) is the source of this 297-nucleotide messenger RNA. RefSeq lists its product as uncharacterized. The coding region runs from base 1 to 297 and encodes 98 amino acids. The record is from RefSeq and is a predicted model, not a curated record. Lineage: Eukaryota; Metazoa; Nematoda; Chromadorea; Rhabditida; Ancylostomatidae. The transcript has 2 exons.
AUGAGUACACCCGCCCGGAAUACGCUACAAGUGUUCACAUGCUCACCACAGAGGGCGGACACGACAGCUUUGCGCAGAGGCGAUAACGUGACCAAUGAGGCUUUGCCGAGGCAUCACAAAGUUGAGAUCGAGAUGGAACCAUCGCUAGCUCCACUCGGUGCUCGCUGCUUCUACCUCGAUCCAACAGCUAGUUCUACCGCGCCCAGCUCUCUAACAGCUCAACCGCUUUCGCAACUGCAUCCAAUCUCGCGACGUCAUGACCGUACUAUUGCGAUCGAUCGCUUUAUUAUGUCGUAA